This is a messenger RNA of Caenorhabditis bovis, 336 nucleotides long. Lineage: Eukaryota; Metazoa; Nematoda; Chromadorea; Rhabditida; Rhabditidae. The record is from the annotation of a GenBank genome assembly.
AUGUCGUCGCGUCCUUUUUCCGUUACACUUUCUGAAGACGACCUACGACCACACAUGAGAAAACCGAAAUCGUCGGGAAUCUCGUCUGAUAUUCAAAUUCUGGAUUUGACUCAAAAAUAUGAGGAACGUGACGCGAAAAAAUCCGAAAUCCGCAAGAAAUUGAUCGAAGAGGAGCGAAUCAAAGAGGAGAAUCGCAAGAAAGGUGAAAUGAGACGCGAGUUGGAAGAGAUGUGGAAAGAGGCGAGCGCAGUCGAUCGCAUACGGACACCAAUCGACGGGAAAUCAAACGACGGAAUGCGGAAUAACAGCAACGAUGUGAAGCCGAAAGUAAAUUAA